Molecule: messenger RNA, 729 nt
Organism: Acanthosepion pharaonis
Lineage: Eukaryota; Metazoa; Mollusca; Cephalopoda; Sepiida; Sepiidae
Source: the annotation of a GenBank genome assembly
AUGGUCGCCUGCGGGUGCCCACGGCACGCAGCGACAACGAUGUGCCGACCGAUUGCAGUCUCUCCCGUCUAUUUCUUCCGUCUGGCUUGUAGCACCGCGACCCGUAACGGUCGCCUGCGGGUGCUCACGUAUGUGACGACGAUGUGCCGACCGAUCGCGGUCUCUCCUGUCUCUCUCUUCCAGCGAUACCUCAAGCACCGACCCACACCACCACCAGCGCCGUGCAUGCAUGGGGGCCGUCCACACAGUUCACCAGCACUGAUGAUAAAUGCACAGUUAGUCCCCUACCGUCACUCAUUCACCACAGCCACUGUACUGGUUUCACUUAAUCCUUGGCUGCACCGCUCCCUUCAAUCACCGUUUUACUGUUCUUCUUCUUCCCUAAGGUUAGGCUCAAUCCCUGCUUCCUCAGAAUGUCCCGCCGGGGUCCGACUUACCUCCCUCAGCCUUCGAAGGUCAAGUCGACCAAGCCCAGCAGCUGUCGGGACCCAGCAGCAGUUGUUCAAACAGUCCUUUUCAGGGCUAACUUCCGAAUGUCAUUCGAUCACCACUCUUCGAGGCUCAACACAGCUCACUCCUGCACCUUCCAGCGCUCCUGCAGCUUCCAGCUCACUCCUGCAGCUUCCAGCUCACUCCUGCACCUCCCAGCGUUCCUGCAGCUUCCAGCAGUCUCCAGCUCACCCCUGCGGCGCUCUACUGACGUCCCGCGACUAUUCCAGCACCCGCUGA